GUUUAGUGUCUCCCCCAGAAUCUCUGAAAUCUAAAGUACGUUCUUUUAAUCUGUUUGAUGCAAGAUUUGAAGUGGGUAUUUGAAGAAACCGCCAUUGGUGCUCAAAUGAAGCUUCUUUGACAGUAGCUUGAGGUGAUCCGGUGCAAUGCAGCUUUAUAAAUCUGCAAUGGGAAAGAAGUUUGCUUCAGUGCUUCUUUUCUCUCUUGUUACAGUGAUUUUCUGUACCACUGACCCGGGUGACCUUUAUGUUCUAAUGCAAUUCAGAGAUGGACUUGAGAAUCCUGACCUCUUGGAGUGGCCUGAAAAUGGCGGUGACCCUUGUGGUCCUCCGAGCUGGAGCCAUGUAUUCUGUGAUGAAGAGUCCCGGGUCACUCAGAAUGAAGCUCAAGGUGUGGGCUUGAAGGGUACUUUGCCCCAAAACUUGAACAAGCUCUCCAUGCUCAAGAACAUAGGUCUCCAAAGAAACCAAUGAUUUGCAAGUGUUGGCAUUGGAUCACAACAAUUUUAAUGCCACAAGUGGCUGGUCAUUCCCCAAGGCUUUACAAAACUCGGCUCAAUUGACUAACCUUUCUUGUAUGAACUGUAAUUUGAUUGGUUCAUUGCCAGAUUUUCUUGGUUCCAUGCCUUCCUUGACAAACUUGAAGCUUUCUGGUAAUAGUUUGUCUGGUGAAAUCCCGAGGACCUUCAAUGGCAGUGCUGUGCAGAUGCUUUGGUUGAAUGGGAAUCA
This is a messenger RNA of Hibiscus syriacus, 727 nucleotides long. RefSeq names its product protein STRUBBELIG-RECEPTOR FAMILY 4-like. The record is from RefSeq and is a predicted model, not a curated record. The transcript has 2 exons. Lineage: Eukaryota; Viridiplantae; Streptophyta; Magnoliopsida; Malvales; Malvaceae. Bases 146 to 472 code for a protein of 108 amino acids.